Molecule: messenger RNA, 513 nt
Organism: Exophiala aquamarina CBS 119918
Lineage: Eukaryota; Fungi; Ascomycota; Eurotiomycetes; Chaetothyriales; Herpotrichiellaceae
Exons: 1
Coding region: 1-513 (170 amino acids)
Source: RefSeq, a predicted model, not a curated record
AUGCAGGAAGACAGGAUCACAGUCAAAUCUGAAAAGAUUUUCACUUGGUUGUAUAAAUUUGGUGGCGAAAGUUACAUGCCAAAUGUCACUAUCGUAACCACGAAAUGGGAUAGGCUAGAUUCAUAUGGGAUUCAAGACAAGCUCGAACGCAUUGAUAAGUGGAAAGCGAACAGUCUUAACAGCAGAUUAACUUGGUCCGCCGCGAUAUUUUAUCAUCAUGGUUUAGUGGGGGUUCCUGGCGAAUUUGCGACAUUGCGUAUUGGUGUAAAGGACGAAGAGCGAAAAUCUCGAGCUCUGGCCCUGAUAGCGAGCCGCUAUGGUUAUCCCUCUGGCCUCGCACUGCAGAUCUAUGACGAGGUCGCCAACCAUUGCAAUCUCGAGCAAACUUCAGCUGGCCAGCACUUGAAGCAUUACGGAGAAUUUAAUCGAGGAAGUACGUUAGAUUCGCAGGAUCAAGGUAAUGUUCAAUUUGUUUCAAUGACGAGCUAUAUCCACAAUAUAGCAGCUAAUUAG